Molecule: messenger RNA, 738 nt
Organism: Prunus dulcis (almond)
Lineage: Eukaryota; Viridiplantae; Streptophyta; Magnoliopsida; Rosales; Rosaceae
Exons: 2
Coding region: 1-738 (245 amino acids)
Molecular function (GO): zinc ion binding; nucleic acid binding
Source: RefSeq, a predicted model, not a curated record
AUGAACAACGAUUGCAAAGGCACUCAAAAAUUGACAGAAAAGGCAUUUUCUAGUUUGAAUGUUAGUCCUAGAGAUCAAUCACACACAGGUCAAUCUGGAUUUUCAAAAUCUAAGAAAAACUGGAAACCACAGAAAUGGAAGAAAGGGGAUGCUAAGUUUGAAAACAAUUCCAAGAAGGAAAAUCAGGCUGAAGGAGAAAAGGUUCCUUGCAAAACCUGUGACAAACUUCAUUAUGAUGCUUGUUGGUUCAAAGGCAAGCCUAAAUGCUACAAAUGCGAUAGGUUUGGUCAUAUAGCCAAGGAUUGCAGAGGCAAAUCAGCUCAAACAGCUAACUAUGCAGCACAUAAGGAGGAAGAAGAUAGUACUUGUAGCAAUCACAUGACGUCACAUGAAUCACUUAUGGUUAAUGUUGAUACCAAUGUCGCUGCAAAGGUAAAAAUGGGCACAGGAGAAGUCAUGCUUGUACCCGGUUUGGAUGAAAAUCUGCUCAGUGUUGGUCAGAUGGUGGAACAUGGAUAUUUUUUGGUUUUUGGAAAAUCAAUGGUGGAGAUAUUUGAUGACAACUCAAUGGAACACUUGGUUGCUAAAGUUCCUAUGAUAUGGAACAAAUGUUUUCCACUCUCACUGACAUAUGUGAACUCUGUGGCUAUGAAGGCAACUGUUGAAGACUCUACUUGGUGUUGGCAUAAGAGGUUUGGCCAUCUCAAUCUGCAGAGUUUGAGGUUGUUACAACAAUAA